AUGAAAGCUCAUAAACUCCUGUCUCUGGGAUGUAUCUUCUUCCCCCUGCUGUUUUUUCAGCAGGCCUGGGCUCAAUUCCCACGGGAAUGUGCUACUGUUGAGGCUUUGAGAAGUGGUGAGUGUUGCCCAGACCUGUCCCCUGUGUCAGGGCCUGGGACAGACCAGUGUGGCUUAUCAUCUGGAAGGGGCAGAUGCGAAGCUGUCAUUGCAGACUCCCGGCCCCACAGUCCCCACUACCCCCACGAUGGCAGAGAUGACCGGGAGGGCUGGCCCAUGCGGUUCUUCAAUAGGACAUGCCAGUGCAAUGGCAAUUUCUCAGGACACAACUGUGGGACUUGCCGUCCUGGGUGGAGAGGAGCUGCCUGCGACCAGAGGGUUCUCACAGUCAGGAGAAAUCUUCUAGACUUAAGUACGGAAGAAAAGAACCACUUUGUCCAGGCUCUGGAUAUGGCAAAGCGCACGACUCACCCUUUAUUUGUCAUUGCCACCAGGAGAUCAGAAGAAAUAUUGGGGCCAGAUGGCAACACGCCACAAUUUGAGAACAUUUCCAUUUAUAACUACUUUGUUUGGACACACUACUACUCAGUCAAAAAGACUUUCCUUGGGGUAGGGCAGGAAAGCUUUGAAGUGGAUUUCUCCCAUGAGGGACCAGCUUUCCUCACCUGGCACAGGUACCACCUGCUGCAAUUGGAGAGAGACAUGCAGGACAUGUUGCAAGAGCCUUCUUUCUCCCUUCCGUACUGGAAUUUUGCGACUGGGAGAAACGUUUGUGAUAUCUGCACGGAUGACUUGAUGGGAUCAAGAAGCAACUUUGAUUCCACUCUUAUAAGCCCGAACUCUGUCUUUUCUCAAUGGCGAGUGGUCUGUGACUCUUUGGAGGAUUAUGAUACCCUGGGAACACUUUGUAACAGCACUGAGAAUGGGCCAAUUAGGAGAAAUCCGGCAGGAAAUGUGGCUAGACCAAUGGUGCAACGUCUUCCUGAACCACAGGAUGUCGCUCAGUGCUUGGAAGUUGGUUUAUUUGACACACCUCCUUUUUAUUCCAAUUCUACAAAUAGUUUUCGAAACACUGUAGAAGGUUACAGUGACCCCACAGGAAAGUAUGACCCUGCUGUUCGAAGCCUUCACAAUUUGGCUCAUCUAUUCCUGAAUGGAACAGGGGGACAAACCCAUUUAUCUCCAAAUGAUCCUAUUUUUGUCCUCCUGCAUACUUUCACUGAUGCAGUCUUUGAUGAAUGGCUGAGGAGAUACAAUCCUGAUAUAUCCACAUUUCCAUUGGAAAAUGCCCCUAUUGGACAUAAUAGACAAUACAAUAUGGUGCCAUUCUGGCCUCCAAUUACCAACACAGAAAUGUUUGUUGCUGCUCCAGACAACCUGGGAUAUGCUUAUGAAGUUCAAUGGCCAAGUCGGGCUUUUAGUAUAUCUGAGAUCAUUACCAUAGCAGUAGUUGCUGCUUUAGUACUGGUUGCAGUCAUUUUUGUGGGUGCUUCUUGCCUAAUUCGUGCCAGAAGCAAGAUGGAUGAAGCCAAUCAGCCUCUCCUCACUGAUCAGUAUCAACACUAUGAUGAAGAGUAUGAAAAGUUCCAGAAUCCUAAUCAGUCUAUGGUCUGAUGACAAGUGACCUCAUUUCGUAGACAUUAGUGUCACAAAACUAUCUGGUUGA
Messenger RNA from Microcebus murinus (gray mouse lemur), 1663 nucleotides. It is a transcript of the gene TYRP1, whose product is annotated as tyrosinase related protein 1. Lineage: Eukaryota; Metazoa; Chordata; Mammalia; Primates; Cheirogaleidae. Gene Ontology annotation, cellular component: melanosome. Gene Ontology annotation, biological process: melanosome organization; melanocyte differentiation. Gene Ontology annotation, molecular function: oxidoreductase activity. The record is from RefSeq and is a predicted model, not a curated record.